Molecule: messenger RNA, 1413 nt
Organism: Ipomoea nil (Japanese morning glory)
Lineage: Eukaryota; Viridiplantae; Streptophyta; Magnoliopsida; Solanales; Convolvulaceae
Product: succinate--CoA ligase [ADP-forming] subunit beta, mitochondrial-like
Exons: 12
Coding region: 109-1374 (421 amino acids)
Biological process (GO): tricarboxylic acid cycle; succinyl-CoA metabolic process
Cellular component (GO): mitochondrion; succinate-CoA ligase complex
Molecular function (GO): metal ion binding; ATP binding; succinate-CoA ligase (ADP-forming) activity
Source: RefSeq, a predicted model, not a curated record
AACGUCAUCAGCACAUCACCAGCUUUUCGGCGUUUUGCAUCAAAUUCUUCCAUUCUCCUCUCUGAUCUCUCAUCCUCCUUUGAUCUCUGUGAUUUUAGAAUCCGAAUAAUGGUGAGAGGAUUGUUGGCAAAAAUCGCCACUCGCUCACUCUCCAUCGCCGGAAAAUGGCAACAGCAGCAGCUCCGCCGCCUCAACAUCCACGAAUAUCAGGGAGCUGAUUUGAUGGGCAAAUAUGGGAUCAAUGUCCCGAAAGGUGUCGCUGUUGGUUCCAUUGAACAAGUGAAAAAGGCGAUGCAAGAUGUAUUCCCCAAAGAAGAUGAGAUUGUUGUAAAGUCCCAGGUGCUAGCUGGUGGAAGAGGCUUGGGUACAUUCAAAAAUGGAUUUCUAGGUGGAGUCCAUAUUGCCUAUGCUACUCGAGCAGAAGAAAUAACUGAGAAGAUGCUUGGACAGAUACUUGUUACUAAACAAACUGGACCCGAAGGGAAAAUCGUCAGCAAGGUUUAUCUUGCUGAAAAGCUUUCAUUAGUCAAUGAGAUGUAUUUCUCCAUUAUUCUUGAUCGUGCAAGUGCUGGUCCUCUUAUCAUUGCCUGCAGGAAAGGAGGAACCAGUAUUGAAGAUCUGGCAGAAAAGUUCCCUGACAUGAUUACUAAGGUGCCUAUUGAUGUUUUUAAAGGUAUUACUGAUGAAGAUGCUGCAAAGGUUGUUGAUGGUUUGGCUCCGAUGGUGGCCAACAGACAAGAUUCAAUUGAACAAGUGAAAAAGUUAUAUAGCCUUUUCUGUAAAUCUGACUGCACAUUAUUGGAGAUCAAUCCCCUUGCAGAAACUUCUGAUAAUAAGUUAAUAGCUGCUGAUGCCAAAAUGAAUUUUGAUGACAAUGCUGCUUACCGUCAGAAAGACAUCUUUGCCCUUCGUGAUCCAACACAGGAGGAUCCCCGUGAGGUUGCUGCUGCAAAAGCUGACUUGAAUUACAUUGGCUUGGACGGAGAAAUCGGUUGCAUGGUGAAUGGUGCUGGAUUGGCUAUGGCUACCAUGGACAUAAUUAAGCUGCAUGGAGGAACUCCUGCUAAUUUUCUUGAUGUUGGUGGGAACGCCUCUGAAGGGCAGGUUGUGGAGGCUUUUAAAAUUCUAACAUCAGAUGAGAAGGUGAAAGCAAUUCUGGUAAACAUUUUUGGAGGAAUCAUGAAGUGCGAUGUGAUAGCCAGUGGAAUCGUGAAUGCUGCCAAACAGGUUGAUUUGAAAGUGCCAGUGGUGGUUCGGCUUGAAGGGACGAAUGUUGAGCAAGGAAAGCGAAUUCUCAAGGAAAGUGGUAUGGCGUUAAUUACAGCAGAAGAUCUGGAUGAUGCUGCUGAGAAAGCCGUCAAAGCGAUCUGUUAGUCGAACUUUUUGGUUUUUGAUAGCAUAUAUUCUUCAACA